Molecule: messenger RNA, 5470 nt
Organism: Caenorhabditis auriculariae
Lineage: Eukaryota; Metazoa; Nematoda; Chromadorea; Rhabditida; Rhabditidae
Source: the annotation of a GenBank genome assembly
AUGUCACUGACUUUGCCUGUGGGGCGCGAAGUUCGAAGGGGCGUGGCCGAAGAGGCGUGGCUUGACCUUACUUUGGAGCUCAUUCUGCUCGCUUCCUUACGCAGUAGACUGUCGUUACUUUAUACUCCUACUGUUACCAUGACCAACUCUGCUUCUGCCCAGGUUUGUUUCUCACAUUUUCAACUUUGUACUUAUUUUGCUUUUCUAGAAACCAACGACGGUUUUCAAUAUCACGGCUCGAAGCCACAAGGCCGUUAAAAGGAAGCUCUUCGUGACGCCCGAAGAGGUCGAAAAGGUAAAAAUAACUAUUUUGGGACAUAAUAAACCUGCUCAUUUUUCAGAACAAAGAAAAUCAAGCCAAGCGAGUUCCGACGCCUGAAGCUGAACCAGAAGUACCUGUUGUGGAAGAAAGUCGAGUUCAACAGUUGGAAAGGGCGUCUGGUGAAGAAGAACGUCCCAUUGAAGUUCCUGAAGAAGAAGUCGUUAUCGCCCCUCAAGUGAGUUUCUUUCUUCAUAAUUUUCAUAAAAGGCUCUAAAGUUCAUAUAAAUUAUUUUUGAAAGUAGCUAGGGCAGACUAUAUUUCAUCAGGUUCUUCUGAAGGCCGAAUUACCUAAUUUCAGACGUCGGCUGACGAGGAAGACGUCGUGGUAGAUGUCGAAGGAGUAGAAGAAGAAGAAGUUAAUCAAGCGCCUCAAGUGAGUUUCUUUUUUAAUAACAUCUAGUUUGAUUUCUAAAGCAAACUUUACUACAUUAACUUCUUCCAAAAGCUGAAUUGCCUGAUUUCAGCCCGUCCUUGCCGCGGAAGACGUCGAGCAGGCGAGAAUCUGGGCUCAAACUUUGUUCGGAGCCGUCCUGCCGAAGGAAAACGACCCUCAGUCCUACGUCACCUUCUUCAACGCCGUCAACUUUGUUCUUCUCCACACCAAGGUCAUGAAAGCUUCUCUCUACGGGAUUCCACUAAGUUCUUUAUAAUAUUCAUCCCUCCCAUAAUAAUUUGAUUACUUUUAAGAAGUUCAUUAUUUUAUUCUAUAUAUUUCGAUACUUCGAUUCAUUACAAUCCUUGAGUGCCACCUUUUUUUUGAUCCAAAUUUUUUUGAAUCUCCUGUCUUCAUUACCACUAUCCCAACAUUCUUUUCGUUGAUUUAUUUGACUAUUUUCCCUAAUAUUCACCUCAAUAUUUCGACUUGUGAAAUUGUCAAUGUUUUAUCCAUUGGUUUAAUUUUUAUUCGGUAUAUUGGAAACUAGUGAUCAUUUGCGACGGUUAGGUGAAUUCAUGGUGAUUGUUGAUUGUAUUACUGGUAUUUUUGGGAUUAAUAAAUUUGAUAUGAAAACAUUGUUUUUAAACAUAAAACAGGAAAAAAUGAUGAACAACGCUUCAAAGAUUAAUCAGAACGGUCUUCAGAAAAAGCCAUAAUAUUUGAAGUUCAAUAUAGUAUUUUCACUAAAGUUAGAGCAAAUUUCCACUCGUUUUUUUUUUCAAAGAACGGAAAAUUCUCUCAAACCUGAAAUACCUCGGUCGUACGUUGAAUACUUCCGUUGUCUUGAAAAUGCAACCGAUCGAAAACGACUUUCGCGAAGGACAUUUAAAAGUACCAGAGCAAGCUGUUGACUGCUAGAAAAUUGAAAUCUCUUCAAAAAAAAUCGUCGUGGUUUUUUUACUCUUUCAACUCUGUAAAACCAGAGAAAACAUGUCGUAAAUAUCAAUCUUUUACACAAAUAUCAGAAAAAAAAAAAUUGAUUUUGAGCAUUUUCUAAGAUAAAGUCCGCAGAAGUCGAACUUGUAACCUCUAAAAAAAAUGUCCUAGUUUUAUCCGACAAGGCUAAAAAAAGACUUUUAGAAAAAAGGAAUUUUUCUUGAAGACCCCUACGGAUGAUCAAACUGCAAAACUUCAUAGCCCAUCUUGAGAAUUUUUUUAAAGAAAAACUUAUCCUUGAAUUCUUAUAAAAGCGCUUUCAUGCUGAGUAUUAACCAUACAACAAAGCUGAAACAGGCUCUCAGCGGGUGAACCCGAAUUAAACCCGUGUAAGCUGGUAAAACUAUUUCAUUUAUUUACUACAUCUGAGGCGCCGUUCAAGUACCGUUGAGUCUCCGAUUCUCAAAAUAUACACAGCUGGAUCACUUUUUUUCUUGCAGCUGUUGUUUUUUCCAUUUUUGCACAACUGAGACUCAAAUAGCCUAAGAAACACGGUUAAACCGUUGAGACACCCGACCAGCAUGAGAUGCGAGCAAUUUCAAGUCUGGUCAAAAAGUAGCGGCGGUCAAAAAAUACCUCUUGUUGGCGGUCAAAACCAAACUUGGUUUUUUUCUCGCAUUUAAUUUCCUACGUUUUUCAUGUGCAUUACGUUUCAUUUAUAAAAAGCUUUUUGCUGACUCAUUUCCAACCUGAGGCAUAUUUUUUUGCUUUUCACUGUCAUGAGGCUUAAAAAUGUAAGAUUUUACUCAUUACGGAAGCUCAAAGGCGAAAAAUGUCUUGAAAUGGUACGAAACUAGGAAUUUCGGUGUCUGAGGCUGAAUUCUAGAGAGUGAGGUCUAUCCAGAAAAUAAAAAGUCUAAAAUAAAUUAUAAUUUUUGCGUCCCAGUGACUUUUCCUUUCAUAAUCCUUUAGCAAAAUCGUAAAAUCCUUGUAUAAUUCUUAUAUAUGAUUUCAAUAAAAGACUGAAAAUAUCUUUUUGCCUCAAAAUUUUUUUUUCCAAUGUAAGUUCAUACUCUUUUUUUGACAUUAAAACAAGGAUUUGGAGAAUUGAACUAAUACGAAUUUUUGAUAGCCAAGAGGAAGAAGAAGUAGGUUCUCUUUUCUAGAAUUAAAAAGGAUCUUUUUUUCCUAUGCCUGUUUAAAAACAGGAUCUUAGGGCUCCCAUCAGGUCAUUGGUCGAAGCUUGAGGCAUUGUCUUUUUUCUGUUCUUUGCCAAAUAAUUCGAAAAGUGAGAAGAUUCUGUUUCGGUCUCAUGACAAGCUGAAAAGUGCCAAAGGUAUCGAAAUGGUGUGAGAUUGGGAAUGUCAGUAACUUUGCCUGAGGGGUGCGAAAUCCGAAGAGGCAUGGCCUAAACUCACUUUGAAGUCCAUUUUAGCCGCUUUCUUACGCAGUAAACUGUCGUUCCUUCAUCCUCCUACUGCUACCAUGACAAACUCUGCUUCUGCCCAAGUUCGUUUCUUCUUCAUUCACCAGUGUACUCACUUUGCUCAUUUAGAAACCCUCCACGAUCUCCGAUGCCACUCGCAGCGAAAACACCAUCAAAAGAAAGCUCUUCUUGACUUCCGAUGACAUUGAAAUGGUAAAUUCUGUGUUUUAUUGUCAACCUGGUUUCUCACUUUUCAGAACAAAGAGAACCAAGCCAAGCGAGUCCCAACGACUGAUGAUCAACCAAAAGGGCCGGUUGAAAAGAAAACAGAAGAAAUUCGUGAAAAGCAGCCGGGAGUUUCGGUUCGAAGAGAAGAAAGUUCGACGAAACUUUUAAAAGAAGUUGUUUAUGCGUCUCAAGUGAGUAUUUUCUCAAGUUUCAAUAAGUUCUCCUUGUCAAUCUACUUUUUUCGAUUCUGCGCCAAUCCAAAACCAGUAAAAGAAAAGCUUUUCCAUCAACUUUUCAAAAAGCCUAUUUCGACCGACUUAAAAUGAUGACUUCAGGAAUCUGAGACCAAUUUUUUUCCUCACUGAUAUUAUAAUUUUCAUCUAUAUUCACAAAAUUUUUGAAGUGACCAUACCUAUUUGAGUUUCGCGCCCCACAGGCAAAGUCAGUGACAUUCCCAGCUUCGCACCAUUUCGAUACCUUUGGCACCUUUCAGCUCGUCAUGAUACCGAAAGAGGAUCUUCUCACUUUUCAAAUUAUUUGGCAAAGAACAGAAAAAAGACAAUGCCUUAAAAGUAAACUAAUAGUUUGAUGAAUCACCUAAAGCUUUAAUAAUAAUAAUUUAUUCACAGAUCAGUGUGAACCCCAACGAGUUCACUUCGAUCUACAAUUUAAAUGAGGAAAGAAAAAAAGUUGAAGUAAAAAACAAAAAAUUGAGAUCAGUAAAGUCUUGGUGGAAUAGAGGUAAAAAAAAUUCGUUGCGAGGUAAAACGACCAAUAAUUUUUUUCAAAGAAUUAGGUGGAAGUGUGAACUGAUAUUUGGAUGUAAGUUUAUUCCAAAUAGGAAUCGUUUUGAAAAAGUUGUUAGAAAACUGACCUUGAGAACGUAGCCGAAGUGGGAUUUCGCCUUAAAUUGGAUCUGAGGGCAAAAUUUUUCGAAUUGAGGAAAGUGAUCAUGACCAGAAACAAUUUUUUUGGAGAGUGAGGAGAUCAGAAAUAACUCGUCUAAUGUACAGUGGGGUUUGUUGAAAUUGCUCUAGACGAUCUGAAUAGGAAUCAAAAGCUUUGCGAAAAAAAUCCAAUUAACAAGGAAAAAAUAGCAAAAAGUAGCCUCAAAUUGAAACCAACAUUAGCCUACUGAAAUUUUAAAAUAUUUCAAAAAAAAAAAUGACAGCAAAAAAAGUUUUUCACGCUAAAACGGAAUCGUACAAAACCUGCUAUAACCUGCUACAAAAACGUGAUGUAUACAGAAAUUUUCGCGAGAAAUGAAUUCAAAAAACCAAUUUUUUUUAGAUCACCAAUCAUUUCUUUAUUGAAAAGACUUACAAGCUUUGCAAAUUGACUUUUUUCAUUCAAUAAAAAAUAAAACAUAACAGAAUGAUUUUUUUCAAAGUUCUCAGAAGACACUAUUCAGCUAGCUUUAUUUUAUCACUUUUCAGACACUUGAUGAAGAAGACGUCCUGAUAGACGUCGAAGGAAUUGAAGAAGAGGAAGAAGUUUUCAAAGUGCCUCGAGUGAGUUUCUUAAAUUGUAUUUUUUUUUUCAACUUCUUAAUUAAAAAAGGAGAUUAAAAUAAAUUUUCACUAUAUGAGUUUUGUAGUUUCUUCCAAAAUUUUUAAAUUUUUUUUUGAAAAUGUUUCUUCGCUUUGAUUUUCACAAAAUACUAGAAAUUUGCUCCUCAAUAAGGUCUGAAAUAGUCCCAAUUUUUUCAAGGUCUUUAAAAUAUGUUCAUGUUCUUUCAAACACUCCAGCUGGAACUUUUGGGCUAACAAUAUUUAAUCAAUUCAUUUUGAAUUCCGAACUACCUGAUUUCAGGCGCCGCUUGUCAGAAAAGACGUCAAAGAAGAAAAACUUUUUAAGGCGCCUCAAGUGAGUUUUUUUUUAGUAUCUGUAACUUUUUCUACAGCUAUUCAGUUCAAUGACCAGUUUUUUUAAAAACAACUAUCUAGAUUUUUAAGGCAAAUUUUACCCCAUUACUUUCUCCAAAAGCCGAAUUGCCCGUUUUCAGCCCGUCCUUGCCGCGGAAGACGUCGCGCGGGCGAGAAUCUGGGCUCAGACUUUGUUCGGAGCCGUCCUGCCGAAGGAAAACGACCCUCAGUCCUACGUCACCUUCUUCAACGCCGUCAACUUUGUUCUUCUCCACACCAAAGUCAUGAAAGCUUCUCUCUACGGGAUUCCCCUAUAA